CUCUCAAUUUGCCCCUUCUGCCUGGACGGACGGUGCUUCCCAGCUCGGCUGAUUGAUUUCCUGAACGCCACGCCUGGGGUCCUUCCCACCCAGGACCCCAGCUACGAGUCCAACAGCAUCGAGCCUGAUUGAAUUGACCUGUCCAUUUGAUUUCGUAGCCUUCUCUUUUCCUUGCCCCCUGCCUCUGUCCCAUCUUACUUACUUGCUUUGGUGCAGUGGCUGCAUACUCUUGCCAUUGCCGGCCUCUGCUUGCCAGUGGGCAGGCCAAUGUCGCCAGUGCCUGUCCUGCCUUGGCGUCGGUAGUUGACAAAUCAAAGGGCGAGAGAGCAUCAUGAGCUCGGCCUCGAACAGCUUGGGCAAGUCCCUCUCCGCUCCGACAGCCAACGCCCACCCGCCGGCUGCCGCGGCCCCGUCCACUGCUGCACCGAGCUUCGACUCGAGCCGUCGCCCGCUCCAGGGCCCCUCGUCCCAGCCGGCGCCGCGAAAGUCACAGGGCUCGCGCAGACAGCACCGAAACCAGCGCCGCCCCUUCAAGUCCGAGGCUCCCGACCUGGAUGAUGACGCCAUGGCAGAACUCAGUGCCGUCCGGAACCCGACUAACCGCCGCGGCCAGACCUCAAUAACCCACCUGCUCAACUACUCGUCACUGCACCGCCCAUAUGCCGAAACCCACGGCCAUGGCUACGGCUCCUCCUCGCGCGGCGCGUACCGCCGGAACCCGACAUGGGGCAUCGGCUCGGGCCACCACGCCGCUGACAAGGCCCGCUAUGUCCACGCCAACUACCGCUUCGUCGUGUCGCCGAGGGGCGACUACCGCAAGCAGGCCGCCGAUGCCGACGAGCACCUCGACUGGGCCGAUGUGCUGCAGGUCCUCGCCUCGUCCCAGUCCCAGGCCGGCACCUGCCCCAUCUGCCUCUCGGAGCCCGUCGCCCCACGCAUGGCAAAGUGCGGCCACAUUUUCUGCCUGCCCUGCCUGAUCCGCUUCAUGCACUCGUCCUCGGACGACGAGGACCGCCCGCGCGGCGGCGGCCCGGGCAUGGACAGGCGGCAGCGCUGGAAGAAGUGCCCCAUCUGCGAGGACAGCAUCUACAUAUCCGAGGUCCGCCCCGUCAGGUUUUACGCGGGCCAGGAGAGCCCCAUGCCCCGGCCAGGCGACGACGUCGUGCUCCGGCUCAUGGUGCGCAAGGCCAGGUCGACGCUGGCCCUGCCCAAGGAGACGGGCGUCGACAUCCUCAAUGUCGGCCAGGACGUGCCGUGGCACUUUGCCGCAAACAUCCUCGAUUACGCCCGCAUCAUCAAGGGCACGGGCGACUACAUGAUGGAGCAGCACGGCGAGGAGAUCCAGGCCAUCAAGCUGCAGGAGAAGGAGGACGAGCUGAUGUUCCACGAGGACAACGAGUGGACCCAGCGCGCCAUCAAAUCUAUCCUGGCAGCCAAGCAGAAGCUGCAGGAGCUUGAAGGACUGGGUGUCUCUCUGCCGCCGACGGGCAAUGGUAAGACCGAACCACAGGCGGAAGGGCCCGAGCCGGAAUUUUACUUCUACACAUGCCAGCCGCACUUAUACCUCUCACCCUUGGACAUACGGAUACUUAAGACGCAGUACGGCGACUUCUCGUCGUUCCCGUCGGCGCUGCUGCCGAGGGUCGAGCACAUAGUUUCGACGUCGGUCGACGACCUGACGAGGAAACGGGCGAAAUACCUGUACCACCUCCCCUACGGAUGCGAGAUAUCGUUCCUGGAAUGUGACUGGACCGAUAUUGUGCCGGCCGAGAUCCUGGUCCUUUUCGCCGACGAGAUCGAGCGGCGGCGCAAGCGGAAUCGUGACAAGGAGGCACAGGAGGAACGCGAGCGCCAGCAAGCGGAGCGGCUCGAGGCGGCGGCCAUGCGCGGGGCGCGCCGCACCGUCAUGAUGCCGGCGACCGAGGAGGAGGUUCGGAUUCGGUUCGGCGGCGGCGAUAGGGCAGUCAACCCCGACGACUUCAUCCCGCUGGGCGGCACCACACCGCCGAACCCGCGCAAUGGAUUUUCGGAGCUGGCUGGCAUGUCGACAAGCCCAUCGGCGCCCAGGACGGUCUGGGGCACGCCCGCCGCGGUGCCCCCGACGGCGGACGCGGCAGCUGAGGUGGUCGCGAGGAGGCAGGUCAUGACGAACGUAGACGAUGGGUGGCUCAAGGACGACGCCUUCUUGGAGAGUCUUAGCGCAGCCGACAUCGCUGCGCAGAUGGAGGCUCUGGGCGUUGAGGACGCUGGUGUGGGUGGCUCGACGCCGCUAGUGGCUUCAAAUGGCGGCGGGGGCAACGCAGGGAGCGGUGGUGGCAAGAAGAAAAAGAAGCAGAAGAUCACGCUCAUGAGCACUGGUGGCAGGAGGGGCAACUAGUUGAUACCUUCCUUCAGAGACGAUAGGAGCCGCGACUUUGUGAAGUCCUAAACGAUCCGUACUGCCGUCGCAACCUGCGGAGAGCAGCCAUUGGUAGUGAACCGCCGGCGGCCAGGCCAGGCUGUCUCUGGCUGCUUCAGAGGCUGGACGGAGUGGGAAAGAAAGCCAAAUGCGUCAGCGGGGUGGGUUGGAAUACACCUACGCUCGUUGGUCGUUGCUGUGGCGGCACUUUCGCGGUCUUAGUCGGUACGACUUCUCCUAUUGCUGAUAUCACAGACGCUUCAUCCUCGGCUCCUCCCUAUUCCAAGAUGAAGAAUAUGCCUUGGUUGCCCUGCUAUUUCAAUGGAUAUCUAUUAAGCAUUUUAUUUCUGGUUCUCGCCUCACUGCCUGUGUUUUUCGAUGUAUAUACACUAUUGUACUCGUGUCUAGGCGCACUCGUGCUCAGUGUGCAGAUUCCUUUUCCCCCAAGCAAUGCUAACCACCCUCGACGACUUCCCAAGAGACA
Messenger RNA from Gaeumannomyces tritici R3-111a-1, 2882 nucleotides. RefSeq lists its product as hypothetical. Bases 332 to 2377 code for a protein of 681 amino acids. NCBI's taxonomy places the organism in Eukaryota, Fungi, Ascomycota, Sordariomycetes, Magnaporthales, Magnaporthaceae. The transcript has a single exon. The record is from RefSeq and is a predicted model, not a curated record. Gene Ontology annotation, molecular function: metal ion binding; transcription cis-regulatory region binding. Gene Ontology annotation, biological process: positive regulation of transcription by RNA polymerase II.